Messenger RNA from Ornithodoros turicata, 1017 nucleotides. RefSeq lists its product as uncharacterized. The coding region runs from base 94 to 843 and encodes 249 amino acids. The transcript is spliced from 10 exons. The record is from RefSeq and is a predicted model, not a curated record. Gene Ontology annotation, molecular function: odorant binding. Lineage: Eukaryota; Metazoa; Arthropoda; Arachnida; Ixodida; Argasidae.
AUUUAUAGCGGGGUUAACUCCUGACUUACCGACCGGCGGAGCACUCUGCGACAGCUUCCCAUUGUGAAAAGGUGUAUCGCGGUCGCAGCACAAAUGGGUUCGAGAAUGUUUUCUCUGCUGUGCGUGCUUUUCAUUGGAUGUCUGUUGGAGACAUGCUCUGCAGGUCCCGUUAUCAAGAAAGGCAAGCAGCCUGGUUUGAGUGCGAAGCAAACUGUGCAGGAGUUUUUCCUUUCUGACUGGGGAAAAUGUGAGCCCCUGAAGAGCCCUCUGACUUUACCGGAGGUGAACAACCCAGCUACAUGGGCAAGGUGUCAGAAACAUCUACCGCAGCAUCCAAAGGACAUUGAGGAAUAUCUUCCCAGGCUGAGCCGCUGCAUGUUAAAGAGCAUCGGUUGGGUACGCAGCAAUGGCAACAUGAAUCUCGGCAAAUACUUGGAGUACAUCGAACGUCUCGGUAUGGAAGAACAGGUUAUGAAUGGAACCCGUGAAACCCACACUGCGUGCGUCUCGAAAGCGUACAAGGAAAAAGAUUACAAGACACAGGACAAAGUCUACGUAGAGUGCAUGUUUAAAUUCUUCACUAAGGAGUGUGGCCCAAACUUCCAAGGAGCAGUGAAAGAAGGUUACAUCGUUGGCAUCACACAGAUCAGCUUCAUGCCCAGGUACGGUCCCUUGGAAGUGGUUGACGACGUAGAUGAAGGAAAGUUGGUGGAUGAGGUAAAACCAAUCGAUGAAGCACCAACGCAAGAUGAACCGAGACAAGACGAGCCAGUGCAAGACGAGCCCCGUGAAGACGAGCCCAGCCAAGACAAGCCCGUCGAAGACGUUCACCCCCUCGACUGAACUGCCGCGCGCUGCUUGCACUCCUGUUUUACAAACACUCGAAGCAUUCACGAAGCGCGCUUCCAUCACGAUGAAACAUAGAAUGUCCCGCAGAGUUCGAUACAUAAUUUUAUUCAACUCAUUCAUGGCGUCUCCGUAAUAAGCUUUACAAUAAAGACACGUUGUGUUAACAGA